ACAAACUUUAAUAUAUAUCAUUAAAGUGUAAGAAAGCGAUUCCAUGUCAAUCGCCGGAUACUUAGGGUAUUUUCACUAUUUUGAAUCGAAUUACAUAAAAUAACAACAUGUAAGUUUAAACAAAUAAAAAAUCGAUAGCGCCAAAUAAAUCGAUAUAAUGAAAUACUCUUACAACCGAUACUGUUAAAAAAGCCAUUGAUAGUUUGCCGAUUUAACUUGUGUAUUAUUCGUGUCUUGUUGGAAAAAUCAAAACAAUUUAUAAAUUGGUUUUUAUUCACUGUACGGAAUGUUUUACGAGCAAUCGUGUUUACUGUGCUUGGAAAAAACCAGCGCAACUGAUGGUCGAAUAAAUAUUGAUUCUGAAGAUCCGCAAUCAGUAAAGAUUCAUGAGGCAAUUAAACAACAUUUUAGAGAAGAGCUUAGUAUGAUACCUUUUUUAACAACCAAAGUCGUGUGUAACCAAUGCUGGGAAUUGGUACAAUCUUUUGAUGAGUUUUAUGUUCGUGUACAGAAGGCGCACUUAGCAGCGAGCGACAAACUUAAAUCUUUGCAAGAGUUGGAGAUAGAAGUAAAAGAAAUUAAAGUGGAAACGAACACGUUAGAGGAGUUUAUUUCUCUUCCAAAUCGUCGAAGUAAGCACUCACGCGGUCUCGAAACUGUUGAGAAAAAUGUGGAGUACAAGUCAAUUGCUCCACAAGGAAACGGAUAUAACACUGAACAGGAUCAGGAUGUAAAUGAAGAAAAUCUUGUUAUUAAGUGUGAAGCUAUACAAGAUGAUACAUUAGAUGCAAAAAAUUCACCGCAGAUUUUAGAAGAUGAGAGUGAAUCACGGAGCUCAGUAUCAGAAGACGUUAAAAAGCAUGAAGAAGAGAAGGCAUUGCAACGUGCCCCACAUAAAAUAUUGCGGGCUAAAGGAAGGCCAAGAAAAAAACGGACAAAAGAAAAGAGAGAAACGAAGCAACAAAAUAAAAAGCGACAUAAAACUACGGGCUAUGAUGAAUUUAUUGCACAAAAUUUUACAUUAAUCUGCUUUCUUUGUCAAAAGUCUCUAACAGACUUUAAGGAAUUAAAAAGUCAUUUUCGCAAGCACCACAAAACAAUUGGAUAUGUAAUGUGUUGUGGCAAGAAAUUACUUAACCGAGGUGUGCUUGUUGAUCAUAUUAAUGUUCACAACAACCCAGAAUAUUUCAAAUGUCAACACUGCGCGAAGGUAUUAUGUGAUCGAAAUGGUCUCGAAAAGCAUUUGCAGUAUUUUCAUGGUUCCAGAGAACGUACUUAUCAUUGCACUAUUUGUUCCAAAAGCUUUUUCAGCAGUAAAGUUCUAGCUCGACAUUGUCUAAUACAUGCACCAGACGAACAGAAAAAUAUUAAGUGCACACAAUGCGAUAAAGCAUUCAGUAAUAAGUACAGCAUGAAGCAACACUUAGCGCUUGUUCAUCUAAAUUUAUAUGCGAAGAUAUGUGAUAUUUGUGGCAAGGCUUUAAACGGAAAUGAAGCAUUUCGACGGCAUCAGGAGGAACAUGCUGGUAUACCCGCGUCCUCUGUGAAGUGUAAUUUAUGUAAUGCAGAGCUUAAGACAAAAUACGGAUUGGCGCGGCACAUGAAAACUAUGCAUACCGAGAAGUAUCAAACUCCCCAAGUCUGUCCAUUUUGCUCUAAAUUAUCUCCAACUCUAAUGGCACAUAGAAGCCAUAUUGAGUAUAUGCACCUCAAUAAAAAAAAGCAUGCCUGCAAGCUUUGUGACAAAGCAUUCAAAUCGCCAAAAAGCCUACAAGAACAUAUGACAACACAUACAGGAGAAGUUUUCUGUACUUGCACAUUUUGUCCCCAAACGUUCAAUUCUAAAUCGAACAUGUACACUCAUCGUAAACGAAAGCAUCCAAAAGAAUGGGCAGAAAAAUGUGCAAAAAAAAGAAUUUCCAUUGGAAUGGGGCAAAAUAUUCAAAAAGAUGUGGCACCCAUGAUAGAGCUGUCUGAUGCAAGCAAAGCAAAUAGCGAAAAUAAUAAAAUGUUUAAUGAUACAUAUUCUUUGUUAUGCCUAGAAGGUUCAAAGAAGCUAGUAGACUUAGAUCCCAAAGAAGACAAAGGUUUAAAUAAGCGAGAAGUCAUUGAGCUACAUUUCAAGGAAGAGGUGUAUAUUAACACUAUAACACUCAUGUUACGGAAGAUCAAAAAACGGUACCAUGCUUGGAGUGCGACAAAACAUGGCGCUGAAUUGAGAAAGCACAUGAGACUUACACAUUUGAAUUCAUAUGCAAAAAUAUGUGAUAUUUGUGGUAUAUCAAUAAAAGGUAGGGACGCUCUUGAAAGGCAUCAAUCAGAGCAUGCAGGUAUCCCGCGUAAGCUAAUAAAAUGUGAUUUAUGCGAUGCUGCACUUACUACAAAAUACGGUUUAGCACGUCACAUGAAGACCAUGCAUACAGAAGAGUAUCAAACGCCGCAAGUUUGUCCUAUUUGUUCCAAAGUCUCACCAUCUCUACAGGCUCAUCGUAACCACAUAAAAUAUAUGCAUUCCUUACAAAGGAAACAUGUGUGCAAGUUAUGCGAUAAGGCAUUCAAAAGACUUACCGAUUUCAAAGAGCACAUGGCGACCCAUACCGGAGAAGCACUAUAUACCUGUAGUUUUUGCCCGCAAACAUUUAAAUCAAAUGCCAAUAUGUAUUCGCACCGAAAGAAGAAACACGUGGAGUGGGCUGAGCAAUGCGCGUUGAAAAAAAGUUUAGCAGUACCUUUAAAGCAAGCUACUUCAGUUGAUCACUGAAGCCAUAUUUGACGCACUGCAUGAGAGAAAUUUUUGAAUAAAAUAAACCAAUAAAUCAAACAAAAGAUAUCAUAGACCAGACCUCACACUGCUUUAUGACUUAAUUCAUAGCAAUAGAUUUGAGCAAUUAAUUUAAUAAAUAAAACACAAAGCAAAUG
Molecule: messenger RNA, 2919 nt
Organism: Anastrepha obliqua
Lineage: Eukaryota; Metazoa; Arthropoda; Insecta; Diptera; Tephritidae
Product: transcription factor grauzone-like
Exons: 8
Coding region: 287-2761 (824 amino acids)
Biological process (GO): regulation of transcription by RNA polymerase II
Cellular component (GO): nucleus
Molecular function (GO): DNA-binding transcription factor activity, RNA polymerase II-specific; zinc ion binding; RNA polymerase II transcription regulatory region sequence-specific DNA binding
Source: RefSeq, a predicted model, not a curated record